AUGUUUUGGGGUUCGCGAAAAGAAGAGGAGACCCCCGAGGUGGAUCAAAAGCCCAUUUCUCGGAGCAAGCUUCCUCCUCAACUGCAACAACUGGUGGAUCGCGACGAUGCGUUCUACGAUGACAUUUACUCCUCCUACUCCGUCGACUCCAAAGAAACCCCCUACCGGUACGCCGGUUACGCCAAUCGGCUACGCACCGUACUUCUCUCCGCGCAUCGCUAUGUCGCCUACACCUCCGACAUUGGCGAGUCCUUCCGCCCUGUCGCCCAUCCCUACCUGGUGCGCUCGGCUUACGGAAUCUCCUGGACUUAUCUGAUCGGCGACGUCGUUCACGAAGGCUACAAGGCCUACCUGCGCAACCGGCAUGUGCUGGCCCCGCCCUGCGAGUCCUACAAGGACGCCAAGGACCUGUCCCAGCAGGAGGUCGUCAAAGGCAUGGCAACGAGCAACUUUACCCGGUCCCCGCGCGCUGGGGAAUCCUCCUCCUCGUCUAAAUCCGACACCCUAACGCCCUGGCCGACCACCGAGAUCCCACUCAUCGAGGACUACCGCAUGGUGAUGGCCAAGCGUGCCGUGUUCCAGAGCGUCGCCAGUAUGGGACUUCCGGCUUUCACGAUCCACUCGGUGGUGAAGUACUCCGGACGGAUGUUGAAGAACUCCAAGCUGGUGUUUUUGCGCACUUGGGCGCCUAUCGGUCUCGGUCUCUCCGUCGUCCCUUUCCUCCCUUAUAUCUUCGACGAGCCGGUCGACGAAGCCGUCGAAUGGACCUUCCGCACCGCUCUCCGCGCCUACGCCGGUGAAGACGCCGUCCGCCCCUUGCCGGCCACCGCGCAUAUCCCCGCCGACGACGCCACCUCUCUCAGCCACUUCUUGAAGGUCCGCGAAGAGCAGAACAGCAACGUCUCCAUGGGCUCGGAUGCCCGCUCCGCCGCCGAGACCAACAUCUCCUGGGACAAGUACAAGGAACAGCGUCUGCAGGCGAAGGAGCAGCGGAAACGAGAGCGUGAAGGACGCGGCGACAAGGGGGUGUUGGCGAUGUUGGGGUGGAAUAAUGGUGAUUCGAAGAAGAACGAGUAA
This is a messenger RNA of Aspergillus affinis, 1077 nucleotides long. Its product is annotated as mitochondrial fission process 1 family protein. The record is from RefSeq and is a predicted model, not a curated record. Gene Ontology annotation, cellular component: mitochondrion. The coding region runs from base 1 to 1077 and encodes 358 amino acids. NCBI's taxonomy places the organism in Eukaryota, Fungi, Ascomycota, Eurotiomycetes, Eurotiales, Aspergillaceae. The transcript is spliced from 3 exons. Gene Ontology annotation, biological process: mitochondrial fission.